Eimeria necatrix is the source of this 1893-nucleotide messenger RNA. RefSeq names its product Refractile-body associated protein, related. Gene Ontology annotation, molecular function: ice binding. The coding region runs from base 1 to 1893 and encodes 630 amino acids. The transcript is spliced from 5 exons. The record is from RefSeq and is a predicted model, not a curated record. Lineage: Eukaryota; Apicomplexa; Conoidasida; Eucoccidiorida; Eimeriidae.
AUGGCAGACUUGUUCAGCGGGCUCGUGGGCGGGGUGGUGGGCGCUGUGGCCGCAGCAGACCUCCCGGCCGAAGGCGAGAGGGCCCCCCGCCAGGCCCCAGGCACUGCCUGGAGCUGCUGCUGCAGCAAACUGCAAGAAGGGGCCCGCGAGUUGGAGGGUUUUGUGCAGCAGUUGAGUUUUGUUGCGGGCAAGUUGGCUUGCUGCUUGCGGGUGGGGGCGGAGCAGCUGGCCCGCUGCGCGGCGGAGGGCCGGCUCCCCAGCAGCAGCAGCAGCAGCAGCAGCAGCAGCAGCAGCUGCUGCGGGCUGCUGCAGCUGGAGAAGCAGGACUUGGAGCAGAGUUUGGAGGCCGGGAAGCAGGGGGCUGAGUGCCUCUUAAGAAGCAGCAAACUGGCUCUUGAGGCGCUGCUGGAGGGGGCCCGAGUUGCUGCAGCAAGAAGCCUCAUUUUGGUGGAGAGCAGCAAAGACUCGCUGCUGCGCAGCAUACCCCACACGCAGGAGAAGCUGGCCCAGGCCUACAGCAGCUUCUUGCGGGGCUACCAGGGAGCAGCAGCAGCAAGGUCUCUCGGCUACGGGGCCCCUGCUGCUGCUUACGGGCAGCAGCAGCAGCCCAGCAGCUACGGGGCGCCCCCAGCCAGCAGCCAGCAGCCCUCCGGCUUCUUCUGGCAGCGGGAGAGCAGCAGGGGCGAGAAGCAGGUCUAUGUAGCGCAGGCAGCAGCAGCAGCUGCUGCUGCAGCUGCUGCUGCAGCAGCAGCAGCAGCAGCAGCAGCAGCAGCAGCAGCAGCGCCUGCACCGCAGCGUUGUGUCAUUUGUUACGUUGGCAGCUCUGAGGCCUCGGCGCAGCCAACGCGCCUCAGCCCCAGCAGCGCCAACGCCGCCGCCGCUGCUGCUGCUGCUGCUGCUGCUGCUGCUGCUGCUGCUGCUGCUGAUGGGGGGCCUCGGGGGCAGAGGCAGCAAAUCUGUGGGCCAGGGCUCGAAGUAAAGAAAAACAAAAGGAGCCACUUGGAGGCCCUCGGGCAGCAGCAGCAGCAGCAGCGGCUCUCUCUCUGCCGCUUCUGCUGCAGCAGCUGCUGCUGCAACUACUCUCGCUGCAGCACUGCUGCUGCUGCUGCUGUAACUGCAGGGGCAGCUCGUACAAGUGCAGCACCUCCAGCAGAAGCACCAGCAACAGCAGCAGCAGCUGCGUCAGCAGCUGCAGUAGCAGCAGCAACAGCAGCAGCUGCUGCGUCAGCAGCUGCAGUAGCAGCAGCAACAGCAGCAGCUGCUGCGUCAGCAGCUGCAGUAGCAGCAGCAACAGCAGCAGCAGCUGCGUCAGCAGCUGCAGUAGCACCAGCAACAGCAGCAGCAGCUGCCAGCAGCAGCAGCAGCAGCAGCAACAGAAGCAGCAGCAACAACGUCCGCAGCAGCAGCAGAAGAAGCAACAUCCGCGUCAGCAUCAGCGUCAGCUGUAGCAGCAGAAGCAGCAAUAACAGCAGCAGCAGCAAUAGAAGCAGCAGCAAUGGCAGCAGAAACAGCCAUAACAGCAGCAACAAUAGCAACAGCAGCAACAACAGCAGCAGCAUCAACAGCAGCAACAAUAGCAGCAGCAGCAACAACACCAAGAGCAGCAAGAGCAGCAGCAGCAGCAGCAGCAGCAGCGGCAAACCUUUGGUGUCUGGGGGCGCCAAAGUGAAGGCAAAUGCGGUGAGCUCAUCUGUGCAACAACAGCAAGAGCAGCAGCAGCAGCAGCAGCAGCAGCAGCAGCAGCAGCAGCAGCAGCAGCAGCAGCAGCAGCAGCAGCAGCAACCUUUGUUGUCUGGGGGCGCCAAAGUGAAGGCAAAUACGGUGAGUUCAUCUGUGGGGUGGGACUUCAUAAAGAGAUGCGCAGAAAGAAGGCCGAAGGGCAAAAACUCGUAG